AUGGCGGCCGACGUGGGCCACAUUGCACAGCUGCUCCAGGCAACGCUCGAUCCUGCCCAGCACCGUGAAGCCGAAGCUGCCCUCAAGCAGGAGGCGACCAAGCCUCAGUACUCUCUGACUCUGCUCACCAUCGUCAGCUCCGAUUCAUUCCCCGUCAACGCUCGGCUAAGCGCUGCCUUGGCUUUUAAGAACUUCAUCCGACUCAACUAUGUGGACGCGAAUGGAAACUACAAGAUCCCGCAAGACGAGGUCCAGACGAUCAAAGAGCGCCUCAUCGGACUGAUGAUUGCCUCUCCCGCCAAUAUUCAGAGCCAGCUGGGUGAAGCUGUCAGCAUCAUUGCCGAUUCAGACUUCUGGGAGCGAUGGGAUACCCUAACUCAGGAUCUCGUCAGCCGAUUCUCUGCUACUGACCCCAAGGUGAACAUCGGCGUGCUGGAGGUGGCUCAUUCCAUCUUCGUUCGGUGGAGGCCACUUAUGGGAACGUCUGGCUUAUACACAGAAAUUAACCAUGUCAUCAACACAUUUGGUACUCCAUUCUUCCAGCUGCUGGCGACCACCGAUAGCAAAAUCACCGAGCUCAGCCAAGAUAAAGCAGCUCUCCGAGGCUGGUUCGAGACACUUAGCUUACAGUUGAAGAUCAUGUUUGACAUGUCUUGCCACGAUCUGCCUCCCAUUUUCGAAGACAACCUCUCCAGCAUCUCCGAACUGCUUCACAAGUAUCUAAACUACUCCAACUCUGUCUUGGAUACCGACGAUGAUGACGAAGUCAGCGUGGUCGACACCGUCAAGGCCGACAUUUGCGACUUUCUCGAACUUUAUACCUUCAAGUACGAUGCCGACUUUUCCCAAUACUGCAAGCCGUUCAUCACAAGUACUUGGAGUCUGGUUUCAUCCAUUGGCUCCCAGACCAAAUAUGACACUCUUGUCAGCAAGUCACUGCACUUCUUAGCGGCAGUCGCAGCAACCCGGGAACACUCUGAGCUAUUCAACAGUGAGGAGGUUCUCACCGAGAUCGUCGAAAAAGUCAUAUUGCCCAAUGUUGCCCUGCGGGAGUCCGACAUUGAAAUGUUUGAGGAUGAGCCAAUUGAGUAUAUUCGCCGAGACCUGGAGGGAUCUGAUUCUGGCUCUCGACGAAGAUCGGCCACCGACUUCCUCCGCAGUCUGCAGGAAAAAUUCGAAAGCCUUGUCACCGCUUGUGUUUCUCGAUACAUCACGCACUACCUCGAACAGGGAAAAUCAGAUUGGAAAGCCAAAGAUACUGCCGUCUAUCUAUUCCUCUCGAUUGCCGCCAAGGGUGCCGUCACUCAGGCACAAGGUGUCAAAACCGUCAAUCCACUUGUCAACGUGGUCGAUUUCUUUGAACGGCACAUUGCUUCCGAUCUGGUGAAUGGGGAUGGCAUUGAGCCCAUUGCCAAGGUGGAUGCUAUCAAGUUCCUCUACACGUUCCGCAGCCAGCUGUCCAAGGAUCAGUGGAAGGUGGCCAUUGGCCCAUUGAUUCAGAACCUCAACUCAACGAAUUACGUUGUUUAUACCUACGCAGCUAUUGCAGUGGAGCGUGUAUUGUAUCUGACGGAUGAUGCGGGCAACGCCAUGUUCCCUCGUGCAGACAUAGAACCUUUUGCGAAGGAUCUGCUCACUCAUCUCUUCAAACUAAUUGAAAGAGAGACUAGCGCACCGAAAUUGCAAGAGAACGAGUUCUUGAUGCGAUGCGUCAUGAGAAUUCUCAUUGUCAUCAAGGAUGGAGCGGGUCCUUGGCUCGAUACCAUUUUGACACAUCUCAUCCUCAUCACCAACGUUAUGAAGUCUAACCCUAGCAACCCUCGCUUUUACUAUUACCAUUUCGAGGCCCUGGGCGCCUUGGUUCGAUACUGCGCUGCGACACAUGCAGCUGCAAUUAACCAGAAGCUAUGGGACCCCGCACAUCAGAUAUUAGUUGAAGAUGUUACCGAGUUCAUCCCAUACAUCUUCCAAAUCUUGGCACAGCUUCUGGAGUCUAGUCCAGCCGACUCGGUCUCCGAUAACUACCGGGCGCUUCUUGGCCCCCUGCUGCAGCCCACUCUGUGGGAAACCAGAGGCAACAUUCCUGCUUGCACACGACUGUUAUCCGCUCUCAUUCCCAGGGUAGCCAAGACUAUUGUUGCAGAGAAUCAUCUUGAGGCUGUGCUUGGAAUUUUCCAAAGACUACUCAAUGGAAAGAAAUCAGAGCUGAAUGCAUUCGAUGUUCUCGAGGCGGUUAUCAACUCGUUUGAGCCAUCCGCUCUCGACCCGUACUUUGACACCAUUCUUACGCUCAUCUUCACAAAGCUGCAAGGAUCUCCCGCCGAUUCCUUCAAAAUCCGCUUUGUUCGCUUCUUCCACCUCGUUGGAGGAAGACUAGAAGCUGGCUACGGAACGGAUUACUUUGUCAAGCAUUCUGAUAAAGUAGACGAGAAGGUCUUUGCUCAAGUUUAUCCUCCAUUCAUUCUUCAGGAGACAGACAAGUUGGCAAGACCCGUUGACCGCAAGGCUGCCGUGGUGUCUCUUACUAAAACACUGUGUGAUUCUCAAGUGUUCGCUCAGAAGUUUGCCAAGGGCUGGGGAAAUACUUGCAGAAUUCUUCUCACUCUGCUGGCAAAUCCCCCGAGUGCUGCUGCCGGAGUCGGUGAUGAGAUUAUCACGGAAAACUCUCCUGAUGAUAUCGGAUUUGGCUUGACGUUCACGGCCCUCAACACAUGCAAGCCUGCUGCGCGGGAUGAUUUCCCAGAGGUGCAAAAUGUGACUACUUGGGUCAAGGAGUACAUGGUCGGGGCUAACCAGAGGCACGGUGGUGCUGUUGAGGGUUUCAUCUCACAGCGUCUGACACCUGAGCUUCAAGAGGCCAUUGCCCAGUACAUCCGAUAA
Messenger RNA from Trichoderma harzianum CBS 226.95, 2880 nucleotides. RefSeq lists its product as hypothetical. The record is from RefSeq and is a predicted model, not a curated record. Gene Ontology annotation, biological process: protein import into nucleus; protein export from nucleus. The transcript is spliced from 7 exons. Gene Ontology annotation, cellular component: cytosol; nuclear envelope. Bases 1 to 2880 code for a protein of 959 amino acids. Gene Ontology annotation, molecular function: small GTPase binding; nuclear export signal receptor activity. NCBI's taxonomy places the organism in Eukaryota, Fungi, Ascomycota, Sordariomycetes, Hypocreales, Hypocreaceae.